AUGUUGCCGCUGCUGCUGGCGGCGCUCGGAGUGCCCGGGGCAGCCGCCUUCGUGCUCCAGCUGUCCUCCUGGUGCUGGCUGGCCCCCGACGGCUCCCUGAUGGCCACCAACGACUCGCAGGGGGUGAUCCUGGCGCUGUCCAAGUCACCGCUGGUCUGCGGGGACCUGCGGGGACCCCAAACUGUCCCCUGCCCCGGCGCGGGGGGACCCUUGGGGACACUUGGGGACAGACUGGCCCAGGUCUUGGAGAAGGAUCCGAGGUGGGGACAGCGGCUGGGCCAGCGGCAGCGGCUGUGCCGGGAGCUGCCGGGAAAGGUGUGGCCACCGGCCAGCGCGCCGCCGCGGCUGCGCAUCGUCCCCGAGCGCUCGGGCCACGCGCUGGCCCUGACGUGUCACGCCUGGGGCUUCACCCCCCCCGAGGUCACCCUGAGGUGGCUCCGCAACGGGGAAGUCGUCGGGGACACUCGAGGACAAUCGCGGGCGCUGCCGGUCGGGGACGGAACAUUCCGGACGCAGGUGACGAUCGAGGUGGCACCGGGGACAAGGGACACCUUGGAGUGCUCGGCGCUGCACCCCAGCCUGCAGGAGCCCGUCAGCGUCACGUGGGCCCCAGGAUUGUCCCCAAGCCUGUCCCUCGUGGUGGCCCUGGCGGUGCUGGCCCUGCUGCUGGGGCUGCUCCUCUUCACCUUCGGCCUCUGCCGCUACCUGGGCUCAGGUUUCACCUCCAGUGCCACCCACGCAGGUUACGCCCCCCUCCCAGGUGACACCUAUGCAGGUGGCAUCUGA
This is a messenger RNA of Catharus ustulatus (Swainson's thrush), 786 nucleotides long. RefSeq names its product HLA class II histocompatibility antigen, DM beta chain. Bases 1 to 786 code for a protein of 261 amino acids. The transcript is spliced from 7 exons. Gene Ontology annotation, cellular component: membrane; MHC class II protein complex. Lineage: Eukaryota; Metazoa; Chordata; Aves; Passeriformes; Turdidae. Gene Ontology annotation, molecular function: MHC class II protein complex binding. Gene Ontology annotation, biological process: antigen processing and presentation of exogenous peptide antigen via MHC class II; peptide antigen assembly with MHC class II protein complex; immunoglobulin production involved in immunoglobulin-mediated immune response. The record is from RefSeq and is a predicted model, not a curated record.